Messenger RNA from Ostrinia nubilalis (European corn borer), 1529 nucleotides. RefSeq lists its product as uncharacterized. Gene Ontology annotation, molecular function: protein binding. NCBI's taxonomy places the organism in Eukaryota, Metazoa, Arthropoda, Insecta, Lepidoptera, Crambidae. The transcript is spliced from 8 exons. The record is from RefSeq and is a predicted model, not a curated record. The coding region runs from base 90 to 1388 and encodes 432 amino acids.
UGUGAAUUUUGGAAUGAAAGUUCAACGCAUUUUUUUCCUGUUUUUCUUUAUUAGUAUUAAAGUUAUUCAAAUUAAAUAAAAGUUUAUCAAUGAUGUCAGCCAUAGGACCUGAGUUUCAUAAUUUCAUUAAAAAACUCGAAGACAAUGGCGAUAAAAUGGUUUUGGGGACACCCUUGGAACAACAACCACUUGACUUUGAAUUCAAUAAUUAUGCCUGUUACGUGUGUAACGGGUACUACGGACCGAGUUUCGGAGAGCCAGUAUGUGUGACUUGUCAUACAUUCUUGUUCCCAGACUUUCCGUCAUAUUUCCCAAGUUCGUACUUCUCCAGUGAGAAAACUGACGACGGUGACUCCGGCAACGAUGAGCCUUCGGACCUCAAUUACAGUGCGGAUCGUAAAAUGUAUAGAGCUUGUCAGUUGCCAGCAUGUUGGUAUUACAGGAACUCAUUAGACAGUGAAACAAGCCCAGAAGAUGAGGCAAGUCGCGCCAGUGGCUUAGGAGCCAGCGGGAGCGGCAGCAGUGGGUCGGGCCAGUCGGGCGCGGGGCAGGCGCCGCCGCCGGCUCCGCCCAGCCUAGCACUCUCCCUGCACGCUCUGUCUACUCCCCGCCCACCAGAAAACCUUGCUCCGGGUCUAGUUGAACAGCUGCCUUCAGAAGUGCUGCUGUGCAUCUUCAGCUACCUGGACGACCUCUCCUUAAGCGCGUGCGCGUGCGUGUGCGCGCGCUGGUGGCGCCUGGUGCGCGCGCGCGUGCCGCCGCCGCGCUGGGCCGCCUUCACGGCGCGCCGCUGGCCGCUGUACCGCCCGCUGCUCACCAACAUCGACUGGCACAAGAAGUACCAGUCGCUGGUGGAGUCGUGCUUCUGCCGCAACUGCUUAGUGCAGAUGUGCGUGCAGGCGCAGCCGGCCGGCGAGGAGAACGCCUGGCGCCGGAACCGCUUGCGGAACGAACUCAAGAUGUUGCGCAACGACCCGCCCGAGGGAAUAGCGGCUACCCCGCUGGACCCGAAGUGCUGCCACUGGCAGGCCAGCGUCACGGGGCCCGACGGCUCGCCCUACGAGGGAGGCGUCUUCUACCUUUACAUACAAGUUCCAUACGCGUACCCAAUGAGCCCGCCGGUGGUGCGUUUUCUAACGCGCGUUUUGCAUCCUAACGUGUCGCGGCACGGCGACGUGGGCAUCGACUCCGUGCACCACAACUGGUCGCUGGCGCUCACUAUAAGCAAGGUGCUCAUCUCCAUCCAGAGCCUGCUCACAGAUCCAUAUACCGCGGUUUGUAUGGAGCCAGAAAUCGGCGAGAUGUAUGUACGGGACCGCGCCAGAUUCGAAGCCCUCGCACGACGGUGGACGUGGCGAUACGCGAUGCACGAUAUCCUACCUCACUGAGACGCGGUAAAGUUCACAAUCGACUGGCAGAAGCUGUUCUGAGACUAGCCCGCUUGGAAGAGGUACCUAGUCUAUGAAUUUAAAUUAAAUCUAGCUAUUGAGGCCUUGAAAUUCUGUUCUGAUGCCUUCUCUCAGAGCAUA